CCCCCCCCCCCCCCCCAUUAUGUCUUCAGGCAUGUCUACUUUACUGGGGAAGAAGAUGGAUGAUCACAUAUCUAUCCAGAGACUUACACGUGAGUCUAACAAUUGUGGGAUUAAGGCGCGAGUGUCUCGAUUGUGGGAUGCAUACAAUUUGAAGAACAAGAAAGAUAUAAUCAGUACUGAUAUGGUCUUGAUUGAUGUGGAGGGCUCUUAUAUUCAUGCUAGCAUGAAAGGGGUUGGGCACAUGCAUUUCAUAAUUCGAUUGUUGAAGGUUUGUGUCUGAGGAGAAAUUCACAGAUUUAGUUGCUGAAAAUGCUCAAUUCAAUAAGGCUCUCAUGCAUGUCUACUUUACUGGGGAAGAAGAUGGAUGAUCACAUAUCUAUCCAGAGACUUACACGUGAGUCUAACAAUUGUGGGAUUAAGGCGCGAGUGUCUCGAUUGUGGGAUGCAUACAAUUUGAAGAACAAGAAAGAUAUAAUCAGUACUGAUAUGGUUUUGAUUGAUGUGGAGGGCUCUUAUAUUCAUGCUAGCAUCAAAGGGAGUUGGGCACAUGCAUUUCGUAAUUCGAUUGUUGAAGGUAGUGUUUAUUAUAUCAAGAACUUUGCUGUUGUGGAUAACAAGAACCGGUAUCGUGUUGUGGGAGACAACAAAGUUAUGAUCCAACUGUAUGCAAACUCUACUGUCAAACGCCUUCCUGAUGAUACAUCCAACAUCCCAAUGCAUCGCUUUGACCUACUACCCUUUGAUAUGGUUGAGACCAGAAUGAACCAAGAAUAUAUCCUUACAGAUGUAGUUGGACACGUUUGUAGUGAGGGCACGAUAGAGGAGAAGCACAUUCAUAAUGGUGCCUUGCCUUAUGCUCUACUACAGGAUAAAAGGUAAGUCAUGCACUCAUGCUUGGAUAUAUGAUAUCAACAAGAACAAUGGUUGGUAUUACAAUUCAUGCCGUAAUUGCAAACGGUUGAUCAAAGCAUGCGGAGACAAGUUUUGGUGCAAUAAAUGCCAAACAGUAGU
Messenger RNA from Cuscuta campestris, 1011 nucleotides. NCBI's taxonomy places the organism in Eukaryota, Viridiplantae, Streptophyta, Magnoliopsida, Solanales, Convolvulaceae. The record is from the annotation of a GenBank genome assembly.